GGCUCGUGGCGGAUACACACACCCUCAGCCUCCUCUUUGCUCAGCUCAAGAACUGGACGAACUCAGCAGCAGCCGGCGGUGGAUUCCUGAUCAGCACAAAUCAGCAGCCGAUGAACACCGAAUUCUAUUCAGUGUAUGACGUGCCGAUCGACCAGCUGCUCGGAGUACCACCUGACGAGAGUGACCUCCACGGAUGUUGGGAAGGCUUUGGAGCCAAGGGAGGCCAACUUGCAGCUCCCUAUUUUCCUUCUACUCACGAUGAGACGCCAGAUGCCACAUCGCCAGAGACGGAGUGGGCCGAUCAUACAGUGGAUGGCUUUGAAGCCAAUGGAGGCCAACUUGCAGCUCCCCACUGUCCUUCUACCCACGAUGAGGCGCCAGACGCCACGCCACCGGAGACGGAGUGCGCCACUCAUACAGCAGAUGGACCAGAGAGCGGCUGGAGGCGCAAGAGAGGCCCUCGCAAGAGAAGGGUGCUGUUGUGCACAGAUCAAUCUUGGCAUCUGGGUAACCAUUUUGGGCAAACAUCACAUAGAACCAACAAUAGCCACUGGACACCUGAAGAGGUAGCUACGCUGGUGGAUGGCGUCGAAGAUUGCGGGGUUGCACGGUGGUCUGCGAUGAAGAAGAAAUGGUUUCCAACGUCGGUCCGAACUGCGAGCAAUCUCAAGGAUAAGUGGAGAAAUCUCCUGGAAUCAUACACGGGAAAUGCCGAAAGAAGCUGCUAUCUGCAUCUUGACAAGAAGCUGAUCGAACGAAUCAAAAAGGCAGCACUCAACAACCCGUAUCCGAAACCAAGGUGCACUGAUGAAUGAUGAAGGGGCCAUUGUUUAGGACUUUUUACAUUGUGAUGCAGUGCCUUGUAAAGCACUCUCUUACUAAUGGAGGCAAGAUGUUUUAGCAGCUUGUAUCUCCUGCCUAGCUCUCCUGCUCCAGUUUAGUAUUCCAGUGUUAAGCUAACAUUAUUUGAAGGCUGGAUGUUUUAGCAGUGCCUAAAUACACACUCUAUGUGUGGCUACCUUCCUAGUCUUUUGGGUAGUGAUACUAUGCUCUUUGAUUGUGUGAAAACUGUACAGAUCGUUCAGCAAGAGUAUGGGCUUGAGUUGGUGAAAACUGAAUGUUGUUAUUGCACAAGCAUGGCAAGCAAA
Molecule: messenger RNA, 1148 nt
Organism: Triticum aestivum (bread wheat)
Lineage: Eukaryota; Viridiplantae; Streptophyta; Magnoliopsida; Poales; Poaceae
Exons: 7
Coding region: 111-815 (234 amino acids)
Source: RefSeq, a predicted model, not a curated record